AUGUCAGAUUUUGCUAGCACGAUAUUCAUACCUGCAAGAGACAAUUUACGGAUAAAACAAGAUGAUAGAGAAGGGGUAAUUCGAUUGUGUCGAGAUAUAACAAGCUAUUCGAAAAAGGGGAUAUUUUCUUUGCAUAGAACUAUACUGGAAGAUGAAUUGAUCAAAGAAUUAGCUGGAUAUUUUAAUGUUUUGAGUGAUAGAUUGGCUAAAAUCCAAAAGAAUUACCCUGAAAACAUGCACUUACGAGGAACAAUAUCAGGAGCGGUUGAAGAAUUGAUCGAGUUUUUCACAUUUGCUUUUUAUAAAUACAAUUUUCAAUUAUUACGGUACGAUGUGUUUUUGAAAAUGAUACAAAUUUUGAUAAAUGGCGAUGAUGUUGAGCCAAUUGUACAAUACUUGAUUAAGUCUGAGCUGUUGCCUGAAGCUAUUGAGCCACAUAUUGACUUUAUUGAUCUAGCAGAUUAUCUAAUGGGGAUCUUUGAUUGCACUGGUGAAAUAAUGAGAAUGUGUAUACUGCAACUGUCUCAAUCAACAGGUGAUUUUGAACUCAAGGCUACUUUGAAUAACUACAGAUUUUUACAAAAAUUGUACGAUCAAUAUGUUUUAUUGACACAGCACUAUCUGGGAAUUUCUAUAAAUCGAGGAGUUUUUGACGAUUCAGCCAAUCUGAGAGGAAACAUUUCAUUCACCAAAAAGCUACAAGUGUUUGAAAGUUCACUCAAGAAAAUUGAAUCUACAUUAUUAGAUAUACUAGUUAGUGAUAAAGAAAUAAUAUAA
Candida albicans SC5314 is the source of this 777-nucleotide messenger RNA. RefSeq lists its product as uncharacterized. The transcript has a single exon. NCBI's taxonomy places the organism in Eukaryota, Fungi, Ascomycota, Pichiomycetes, Serinales, Debaryomycetaceae. The coding region runs from base 1 to 777 and encodes 258 amino acids. Gene Ontology annotation, molecular function: RNA binding; RNA endonuclease activity; sequence-specific DNA binding. The record is from RefSeq and is a predicted model, not a curated record. Gene Ontology annotation, cellular component: cytoplasm; nucleus.